This is a messenger RNA of Podarcis lilfordi (Lilford's wall lizard), 561 nucleotides long. The record is from the annotation of a GenBank genome assembly. NCBI's taxonomy places the organism in Eukaryota, Metazoa, Chordata, Lepidosauria, Squamata, Lacertidae.
AUGGCCACUGGGCACCUGCUCCUUCCUGGCUCUCAGGCCAGGCUUUCCUCCCAUUUCAGAUACAGUCCGUUCUGCCCCAAGACCUACUCUGUGUGCUGUGGCUUUUCCCUCCCAGGCAACUCCCCCCCUGCCAACCAAGGGAGAAGGGGAGGCACCUUUGCUUGCCACCUGCCAGAUGGGGACGAUGGAGGGAAUGCCAUCGCCAGAUCCAAGCCCUUUACCUGUUUCAUCAGCACCUUCAGCUUCCUUCCUGCUGCUUCUGGUGCAGCCCCAGACGGCCCAAGCAUGGCAAGGGGUGUCUCUUCCCCUACCCUCUGGGUCUUACUGGCCUUACUGGGGCACUUGGUUAAGGGCGGCGGGGGUCUCUCUCUGCAAACUUCAUCUUGCAGCUCCCUGGCCACAUCCCCUAAGUGCCCUUCUCUUCCUCUGCUGACUUCCAUGGUGGGGGCUUCUGUGGUGUUGGGAUGCUGGGGGCGAGGAGCCAUUUGGAGCCUGGAGAUCCACAAGCACUUUGAGGCAGAAACCUUCUUGCACGUUGACUCCUUGGAGCUCUUGAGAUAA